GAUAUAUAGUGAUGUUCAGGAGUCUUCCAGGGUCACUUCCAGUCGCGCAGCGCUGAACGAGAGUCCUCUCUCUCCCUUGCCCUAGUGUUUCAGGACUUUAUUUCUCUCGAGACAAGUGGAAUUUACCUGUUCAGUCUCUUAAACAAAUAAUUCGGCAUGGCAAAAUUCAGGGCGCUCCUAGUCAGCCUGUCCUUUGCGUCAAUAUGGAUGACCUCCCAAGCUCAGGGGGGUAUGUCUCUGCUCUCCCAGGUUCUCCCGAGAGAUACUUUCCUCAUUGGUAAUCCAAUAGUGAGGCCAGACGGUGCCUUUAUUAAUGCCCCUCCUCCUCCUCCUCAUCUUUCUCCGGUGGCGCCCUUCAGACAAGCCGCCUUAGCCCAGAGAGUGCGUGACAGCUCACAAGAUCCUGUUUUUCAUCGCCCUGUACUACCUCACCAGAAUUAUCCCUUGCAAGUAAAUCCACUGCGUCAGGAUCAGCAACGUCGGGACCAACUACGACCUUCUACAUCUAGAUUCUCCGUUGACCAGCAAGUGCCCCAGCUACCAGUUGUUCCUCCGAGAGCAGAUAUACCACAGACCCCGCUCUUCUCAGCUGCCAGUGGCUCGCCUUCGAGACCUCAGACUGUCCCACAAAGAGCAGAUAUACCACAGACGCCGCGCUUCCCAGCUGCCAGUGGCUCGCCUUUGAGACCUCAGACUGUCCCACAAAGAGCUACAGUUCCAGAAACCUCGUUUGGCUCAUCUGGUGGUGAUUUUCCCACUUCAGUUCACCAACCAGGAAAUACCCAAAGUAAUCCUCCAAGAUCACCUCCAACAAAGACACAGGUUGCAUCAAGUGGCAGCUUCACCCCCUCCGGAGUCACCCAUAACUUUCCUGUAAAUCCUCAGCAGAAGCCAUUGGGACAAACACCCAGGAGACAUCCAAUGUGUGGAGUAACACCACCCACUGGUGACUGUCGUGCUGCAUUCCCUAGGUACUACUACAACCCUCCCCCGAACGGACCAGUGUGACUGUUUUCUGUACGGAGGAUGCGGCUCAGAGGGUCUGAAGUACAGCUACAGGACACUUGAGGAAUGUGUGGCUACUUGCCACCCACUUCACACUGACGAGGGCCCUGUUUGUGAGGAGCUCUUCAGAGAAGAGGAGGUCUUCUUUGACACACCGGUCGAAAAGCCCGUUUCAUUCAACCAGAUUGCUAACAACCCAAGCACUGAUCACUUAUCAGAUGGCGAGAUUCUCUACAUAUUUGCAAAUUCCGUCUCUCCGCAAGAGCUCGCUGCCAGAGAAAGCAACAGAGUAAGACCGAGAACCCGUUAUGUCGGGAGCUUUCCCGGCUAGUCCCAUCGGACGAAAGGCAGUGCAGAGUGAGAAUGCGAGUGCGUCGGUUGAUGUAAGAAAUUGUUAAAUUAUUUCCUUUACGAUUAAUGAUGAUAAAAUGAAGGUAUUUCAUAUUCCACAUAUGAGAUCGCAAUGAUGUACCUCUAUAUUAGAGAGCCCGUAUAGAUCAAUAAAACAUAUUUCUGCUAUUUAAUCUUUUUUAUAUAAUACACGGAAGUUUUUGUA
This is a messenger RNA of Macrobrachium nipponense, 1561 nucleotides long. Its product is annotated as basic salivary proline-rich protein 1-like. NCBI's taxonomy places the organism in Eukaryota, Metazoa, Arthropoda, Malacostraca, Decapoda, Palaemonidae. The transcript is spliced from 3 exons. Bases 157 to 1008 code for a protein of 283 amino acids. The record is from RefSeq and is a predicted model, not a curated record.